AUGGCGAGUUCUGGUCCUAAACAGGCGCCCAAAAUGUCGAACAAGGCAUCGGCGGGAGGCGCCGGGGCCGCGGGGGCCAACGGUGCGGCCCCGGCCGUACCCCUCGCCUCUCCGCUCAUGGGGAAAAAGAAGAAGCCAUUCCUGGGGAUGCCCGCUCCGCUCGGCUACGUCCCCGGUCUGGGCAGAGGUGCAACUGGUUUCACCACCCGAUCAGAUAUUGGUCCUGCUCGUGAUGCCAAUGAUCCAGUGGAUGAUCGGCAUGCACCCCCCGGGAAAAGGACGGUUGGGGACCAAAUGAAAAAGAACGAGGAGGAUGAAGAAGAUCUCAAUGAUACCAACUAUGAUGAGUUCAAUGGAUAUGCAGGUAGCUUGUUUUCCAGUGGACCCUAUGAGAAGGACGACGAAGAAGCAGAUGCUAUAUAUGCUGCACUAGACAAGAGGAUGGAUGAAAGACGCAAAGAAAGAAGGGAACUGAGAGAAAAGGAAGAAAUUGAGAAAUAUCGUAUGGAGCGACCCAAGAUACAGCAGCAGUUCUCAGAUCUAAAGAGAAAGUUGGCCGAGGUGUCAGAAGAAGAGUGGCUGAGCAUCCCUGAGGUGGGAGAUGCAAGGAACAAGCGACAGAGGAAUCCCCGCUAUGAGAAACUCACCCCUGUCCCCGACAGCUUCUUCUCCAAACACCUGCAGACCGGAGACAAGCACACCAGUGUUGACCCUCUGCAAGGGCUGGCAGGUCUGAACACCCCUUACCCUGGAAGCAUGACCCCCGGUCUGAUGACGCCAGGGACAGGAGAGCUGGACAUGAGGAAAAUUGGUCAGGCCAGGAACACACUCAUGGAUAUGAGGCUCAGUCAGGUCUCUGACUCAGUGAGUGGACAGACAGUGGUGGAUCCUAAGGGUUACCUGACAGAUCUCAACUCAAUGAUCCCCACACAUGGAGGAGACAUUAGUGACAUCAAGAAGGCUCGUCUGCUGCUGAAAUCAGUGAGGGAGACCAAUCCCCAUCACCCACCUGCCUGGAUUGCCUCUGCCAGGCUGGAGGAGGUGACUGGCAAACUACAGGUGGCGAGGAACCUGAUCAUGAAAGGCACCGAGAUGUGUCCUAAGAGUGAGGAUGUGUGGCUGGAGGCAGCCCGGCUCCAGCCUGGGGACACGGCUAAAGCCGUGGUAGCCCAGGCCGUCCGUCACAUGCCGCAGUCCGUCCGCAUCUACAUCAGAGCUGCAGAGCUGGAGACAGAUGUCAGGGCCAAGAAGCGAGUCCUCAGGAAGGCCCUGGAGAACGUGUCCAAGUCAGUUCGACUGUGGAAGACGGCUGUUGAGCUGGAGGAGCCAGAGGAUGCCAGGAUCAUGCUCAGCCGAGCGGUUGAGUGUUGCCCUACGAGUGUGGAGCUAUGGCUGGCACUGGCCCGGUUAGAGACGUACGAGAACGCCCGUCGUGUCCUGAACAAAGCUCGAGAGAACAUUCCCACUGAUCGCCACAUCUGGAUCACCGCUGCUAAGUUGGAGGAGGCCAAUGGCAACGUUCAGAUGGUAGAGAAGAUCAUCGACAGAGCCAUCACCUCUCUGCACGCCAACGGUGUAGAGAUCAACAGAGAGCAGUGGAUAACGGAUGCAGAGGAGUGUGACAAAGCAUCCAGUGUGGCUACCUGCCAGGCUGUGAUAAGGGCCGUCAUCGGGAUUGGUAUUGAAGAGGAGGACCGCAAACACACCUGGAUGGAGGAUUCGGACAGUUGUGUGUCCCAUGGAGCGCUGGAGUGUGCCAGGGCCAUCUACGCCCACUCUCUGCAGGUGUUCCCCAGUAAAAAAAGUGUCUGGCUCAGAGCUGCCUACUUUGAGAAGAACCACGGCACCAGAGAGUCUUUGGAGGCUCUGCUCCAGAGAGCUGUGGCUCACUGUCCCAAGGCCGAGGUGCUGUGGCUGAUGGGUGCCAAGUCCAAGUGGCUGGCUGAGGAUGUGCCUGCAGCCAGAAGUAUCCUAGCUCUGGCCUUCCAGGCUAACCCUAACAGUGAAGAGAUCUGGCUGGCUGCUGUCAAACUGGAGUCUGAGAAUAAUGAGUAUGAAAGAGCCCGUCGACUGCUGGCCAAGGCCCGCAGCAGCGCCCCAACAGCCAGGGUAUUUAUGAAAUCAGUGAAGUUGGAGUGGGUGCUGGGAAACAUAGAAGCUGCCCAGGAGCUGUGCACUGAGGCCCUGAAGCACUACGAGGACUUCCCCAAACUUUGGAUGAUGAGAGGCCAGAUCGAGGAGCAGGGUGAAAACAUGGACAAGGCCAGAGAAGCAUACAACCAAGGGUUGAAGAAGUGUCCCCACUCGACGUCCCUGUGGUUGUUGCUGUCUCAUCUUGAAGAGCGAGUGGGACAGCUGACCAGAGCCAGAGCGAUCCUGGAGAAGGCACGACUCAAGAACCCCCAGAGCCCCGAGCUAUGGCUGGACUCGGUUCGACUGGAGUUCAGGGCCGGACUGAAGAACAUCUCCAACACACUCAUGGCCAAAGCCCUGCAGGAGUGCCCCAAUUCAGGUAUCCUGUGGGCUGAGGCUGUGUUUCUGGAGGCCAGGCCCCAAAGGAAAACUAAGAGUGUGGACGCUUUGAAGAAGUGUGAACACGAUCCCCACGUGUUGCUCGCUGUAGCCAAGUUGUUUUGGAGUGAACGUAAGAUCACCAAAGCCAGAGAGUGGUUCCUCAGGACGGUGAAGAUUGACCCAGACCUCGGAGAUGCUUGGGGUCUCUUCUACAAGUUUGAGCAGCAACAUGGAACCGAGGAACAACAGGAAGAGGUGCGGAAGCGCUGUGAGAACACGGAGCCCCGCCACGGAGAGCUAUGGUGUGCCGAGUCCAAACACGUCCUGAACUGGCAGAAGAAGACGGGAGAGAUCUUAGAGCUGGUGGCCAGCAAGAUCAAGAAUACAUUCUGAGACUAAGGGAGGACAUUUGGACUCUAUACAGGUUGAGGACUCUGGCAGUCACGAGUCUAGCAGGGAACCGCAAUGGACAAGCUCAACCUGUCCGUCUCCAGAACAUACAAAGUACUGAGAUCGACCCCCUUUACAUGUUUUGUUGUUGGUCUGCUUUUUCUGAUGAUCGGCGUCAAAAUCCAAAUGUCAGCAUCUGUGGUUUGUUGAAGACUGUGAAAGAUUAAAAAUAAACUUGCAGAAAUGAAAAUGAAUAAUUUCAGUACCCUGUUUUAGACAAAUGUACGAACACACACAGUUUAUUUCCUCCUUCAACAGUUUAUUUUGGCAUGUAGGAAUCAAAUGAUCUGUAGUUGCCCUGUAAAAAAUGUGUUUGGUUAAAACAUCUAAACACCACAUUUUAGAGGAUUUUUUUAUUUUCACUCCUCGCUGUGUGGGUGUGUUGGAAGUGUAGGUUUGGCUCUGUCUGUUCAACAAGUUGUGAGUGUAUACAAACUGUCAGGGGCUAAUAACUGAUCUCUCAUGUUGUAGUGAUCUGCUAUUUUUUAAUACACUGCUUGCUUGAAAUGAGUUUGAAAAAAAUACUUUCCAGGAUUCCAAUAAACAAAGUUUGUUGCACCAGUCGCUGUUGAGCUUUGUUGUUAAACACUCUGUUAUGACUUGAUGGGCAUCACUUGUUUCUAAAUGUGGUUUAUUGCUGAGAGUUUGACCUGCACUCAUCCUCCAUGCUCCGUCGUUAUAAGAGACUCUGGGGAUUUCAUCCAGUUAAACCACCCACUGUGAAAAUGUGGGCUUUUAAGUAUUAAAUAUCUUUCAGAGAAGUGUUCCACCGCAUCCACUGCCGCUCCUCCUCGGUCUUGCAUCUCCCUGCAACGAAAUCGAAAGAGUGGAGAACAAAGUGAUUGAUUGCAGAAGUUUUCCUCGACUUGAUCGGACUGGAGUUUGGUGAAAUCCUAAACCCAGCGUCAGCGAUCCAUGACGGGGGAAGGAAACUGGAGUGUGCCGUUGUUAAUGUUGGAGAAACCCACUGGGCACUUUAUUGGAAGUCUAUCCGCCACCGUGUUAACCUAUCCACCGGAGGAAGCGUGAGAAAGUCCUGGGGUGGAGGGGUUUCGGGUGCGAUGAUCCCCGCCGGAUCAGGGGCUGAUUCCUCGGGUCUCCGUGGCGCUGACUGAGAUGCGUUUGCUCGUGUGAGGAUCCUGCAGCAGGACAUGAUAAAUGUGUCUGACCGGAUCUUCCCUCCGCAGUGUCCUGGCGCUUCUGUUGUUGGCCAAUUGUCAUUGUGGUAAACGCAGAUGUAACUAUAAAGAAAUCCUGGACUCCUACAGAGUUGUCAUCUUCGUUGAGCUGCAGAGUCUGAAUUUGACAGGCUCAACUCACACCUCCAGAGACAGGGACCCCUGUCCCCAAGCAAAGGCACGUCGCAUCCUGGUUUCAAUAUAUGGUAUGACACAGCAGGUCCGGUGUCACAGGAGCGGCGAGCAGCGGUCUGAUCUGGAGAAGCCAGUGGAGAGCAUGGAGCAGCUCGUCGUCCACAACUGCAGCCCUGAUUAUCUGGGGCGGAGAACCUCUUGUUCCACUGUCAAGAAAAUACGAGGAAAGAAGAGAAAGAGGAACAAAGUGAUCCAAGUUAUCAAGGCGUUGAUCACUUGCUGGCAGAAACUUCAGAGUGUCUACAAGCUCUCAAAGUAGCAAGUGUUGUCUCGGCCUGAUUCCUGUGAACCUGCAGCUUUCUCAUGAAGACAUCAGGUGGAUUUCCACUAUAGGUUCUCCACAUCUAACUGUGGACAUGACGUGACUUCUCCUCUAACACAAUGUCAUGAAUGUUCACUGUUGUCAAGUUCUCACUGUUUUGUGUAGUAAAACUAUUCCAGACUUUGCAUUUCCUUGUUUUUUUCCGGAAUAGUUUUACAGAAAGCACAGAUAAAGCUAAACUAAAUAUCCACAAUGCAUUAAGAUCAUUUCUGAACUCUCUUCCUGUUGUAGCCACUAUCAUGUUUGUGAUUGUAUUCAUAUGCAUGAAAUGUGCCUCUGUCACUAUAUAAUAAAAAUGUUAAUUCUUAA
Messenger RNA from Pleuronectes platessa (European plaice), 4968 nucleotides. It is a transcript of the gene prpf6, whose product is annotated as PRP6 pre-mRNA processing factor 6 homolog (S. cerevisiae). Bases 1 to 2907 code for a protein of 968 amino acids. The transcript is spliced from 25 exons. Gene Ontology annotation, biological process: spliceosomal tri-snRNP complex assembly; mRNA splicing, via spliceosome. Gene Ontology annotation, cellular component: U4/U6 x U5 tri-snRNP complex; catalytic step 2 spliceosome. Gene Ontology annotation, molecular function: protein binding. Lineage: Eukaryota; Metazoa; Chordata; Actinopteri; Pleuronectiformes; Pleuronectidae. The record is from RefSeq and is a predicted model, not a curated record.